AACUCUUGGACUCCAGCUCCCAUCCUGCUUCAACUUCCUGAGUGACUGGGACUACAGCCCCACCCCACAACAUGGAGCCACAGGUCACUCUAAAUGUUACUUUUAAAAAUGAAACUCAAAGCUUUCUGGUUUCGGAUCCAGAAAAUACAACGUGGGCUGAUGUUGAAGCUAUGGUCAAAGUUUCAUUUGAUCUGAAUACUAUUCAGAUAAAGUACCUGGAUGAGGAAAAUGAGGAGGUGUCCAUCAAUAGUCAAGAAGAAUAUGAAGAAGCACUUAAGAUGGCCAACAUUAAGCAAGGAAACCAACUACAGAUGCAAGUCCACGAAGGGUACCAUGUUGUAGAUGAAGCAUUCCCCCAAAUUGUAGAAAAACAAGCGACUGCCAGGACAGGGAAGAAGCCACUUGCACAUUAUUCUUCAGUGGUGAAAGUCCUGGGAUCAGAUAAAAAGCCCGCAGAGGAGCCUGCAGCACAGCCAUGUCCACUUCCUCCUUGUGACACAGAGCAGCCUCAAGACAAGCCCCCAGACUGGUUCACAAGCUACCUGGAGACGUUCAGAGAACAAGUGGUUAAGGAAACGGUUGAGAAGCUUGAACAGAGGUUGCAGGAGAAGCUUGUCCUCCAGAAGUCACCCUUAGAUUCCUCCCGCUCUGAAGUCUCAAUGCCUGUUUCAGAGGACACACUGUUCAACUGGCAUAUUGCUUGCAGCCGCUGCCAAAAAAGGAUCAUUGGUGUACGUUACCAGUGUAGCCUGUGCCCAUCCUACAACAUCUGUGAAGAUUGUGAAGCUGGACCAUAUGGCCAUAACAAAAACCAUGUUCUGCUAAAGUUGCGAAGACCUGUUGUGAUUUCCUACGAGCCAUUUUCCCACUUAAAGUGUCCUCCUCGUCUGCCUCCCGCUCUUGAACAAGUCAGGCUCCAGAAGCAGGUGGAUAAGAACUUUGUGAAAGCAGAAAAGCAAAGGUUACGUGCUGAGAAGAAACAGCGGAAAGCAGAGGUCAAGGAGCUUAAAAAGCAGCUUAAGCUCCACAGGAAGAUUCAUUUGUGGAAUUCGAUCCACGGAUUCCAGAGUCCCAAGUCCCCUUUGGGCCGACCUGAGAGCUUGCUGCAGUCUCACACCCUGAUGCUUCCUUUGCAGCCCUGUGCCCCAGUUAUGCCAACGCUCAGUGCAGCAUUUGUGGAUGAGAACUUGCCUGACGGGACUCAUCUGCAACCAGGAACCAAGUUUAUCAAACACUGGAGGAUGAAGAACACAGGAAAUGUGAAGUGGAGCACAGACACAAAGCUCAAGUUCAUGUGGGGAAACUUGACAUUGGCUUCUACAGAGAAGAAGGAUGUUUUGGUUCCCUGCUUGAAGGCUGGCCAUGUGGGGGUGGUGUCUGUGGAGUUCAUCGCUCCAACCUUAGAGGGAACAUACACUUCGCAUUGGCGUCUUUCUCACAAAGGCCAGCAGUUUGGGCCUCGAGUCUGGUGCAGCAUCAUAGUGGAUCCGUUCCUCUCUGCUGAGAACCCCGAGAAUGUUGAAAGGGGCCUGAUCAGCUCGGGCAAAGCUGAUGACUUCACCUGUGAGCCAGAGGAAGGUUUUCUUCUAGCUGAAGAAGCGAUUCCAUUAGGUGAAGUGACAAAGCAGACAGAAGGGAAAGGAACCAGCAUCCCACAAAAGACACAGAAUGUUAACAACGAGAGAGAACUGUACAUUCCAUCUGUGGACCUUCUGACUGCCCAGGACCUGCUGUCCUUUGAGCUGCUGGAUAUAAACAUUGUCCAGGAAUUGGAGCGAGUGCCCCACAACACCCCUGUGGAUAUGACUCCCUGCAUGUCUCCUCUGCCACAUGACAGUCCUUUAAUAGAGAAGCCAGGCUUGGGGCAAAUACAGGAAGAGAGUGAAGGGGCGGGAUUUAAAGCACUUCCUGAUUGCACCGUAUCAACAAAGAGGAAGGCUGAGGCUCCUGCUUCAGUGGAAGAAACAGAGGAAGACCUGAGUGGGACUCAGUUUGUGUGUGAGACUGUAAUCCGAUCCCUUACCUUGGAUGCUGCUCCGGACCACAACCCACCUUGUAGGCAGAGGUCCCCACAGAGGGAAUUACAGCUGCAGACCACAGAGGAACAGCAACCGGUUAUGUUGCCUGGAUUCUGCAGAAAGGAUUCUUCCUUGAAAUUUGCCUUGCCUGAAGAAGGACCACUUGGAGAUGAGAGGGAAGAGAUUGUCCACAUUGCUGAGGAAGAAGAGGAGCUCCAAGAUGAAGUUCAGAGUCAGUCUUCUGCUUCCUCCGAAGACUAUAUCAUCAUCCUGCCUGAGUGCUUUGACACCAGCCGCCCCCUGGGGGACUCCAUGUACAGCUCUGCACUCUCACAGCCAGGCCUGGAGCGAGGGGCUGAAGGUGAACCUGGGAUCGAAGCUGGGCAGGAGCUGACUGAAGCUGGAGAGAGACUCCCUGAAGGGGAGAGCCAGCCACAGGAGCAGAGCAUCAGUGACAUCCUCACAACCUCACAGACUCUGGACACAGUGCCUCUAGUCCCCGAGGUGGUCGGACUUCCACCACCACUGUCCAGGAGCUCCCCUUGUGUACAGCACAGAGCCCCGGGAGUGGAUUCACCAGUUAACGUCCAAGAAGUUCCUCCCGUCGCCGAUGAGAUCCCAGGAGAGCCCAGAGGCUCAUCAGGACUGGUAAACAGCACACAGAAGAGCUAUGACCACUCAAGGCACCAGAAUGGGAGCAGCAUUGCUGGAGGACUGGUGAAGGGGGCUUUGUCUGUUGCUGCCUCUGCGUACAAGGCCCUGUUUUCUGGGCCACCAGUCACUGCACAGGUCAGUGUGUGGUUUCUUUUCCUUAACUUCAGCCCCUAAGUCACCAGUAAAAAAUGGCAGUGUCUUUCUGUCUGGAUUGGCAAUUAACAUGGCAUGGACUAUAUGUAGACUUAGUCUCUGAACACAUAGCCCUGCCAUUUCCUAUCUUUUUAAUCAAGUUCCUCUGGGGAGAAAAGGAAAAGAACCUGAGAUUUGCUGAAGGCCUACUGUGUGUGCAGAGCCACGAGUACAGAUGCUACUGGGUGCAUAAGACAGGAUCCCCAGGACAGGGUAGGUCACUUCCACCUGCUGGGACGGAGGCUUCCUGGAAGUCAGUAUCCAUCUGAAUGAGGCCUAAAGGACAAAGCAGGUGUUCCCCAGGAAAGAGUAUUUGAAUGCUGGAUGUGUAGUUCUCACCUGUAAUCCCAGCUACUGAGGAGGCAUAAAGAGUCUAAGUUCAAAGCCAGCCUGGACUAUACAGUGAAACCCUUCCUUAAAAUAAAAUUUUAAAGGGGGUACAGAUGUAGUUUGAUAAUGAUAGAACUCUUGCUUAGCACCCAGGGUUCAGUCCCUUUGUCAGGGGCUUGUUUCUUUGAAAAAUGAAGUAAGAGUAGCUAGCUAGUCAGAGCUGGAAGUGAGUGGGUGCUGAGUCAGGGAAAGGGAAGCUGGGCUUUAUUUUAAGGCAUAGGAAGUU
Messenger RNA from Microtus ochrogaster (prairie vole), 3480 nucleotides. It is a transcript of the gene Nbr1, whose product is annotated as NBR1, autophagy cargo receptor. The record is from RefSeq and is a predicted model, not a curated record. Bases 72 to 2846 code for a protein of 924 amino acids. The transcript has 21 exons. Lineage: Eukaryota; Metazoa; Chordata; Mammalia; Rodentia; Cricetidae. Gene Ontology annotation, cellular component: phagophore assembly site. Gene Ontology annotation, biological process: macroautophagy. Gene Ontology annotation, molecular function: zinc ion binding; ubiquitin binding.